Messenger RNA from Anoplophora glabripennis (Asian longhorned beetle), 2753 nucleotides. RefSeq lists its product as uncharacterized. The record is from RefSeq and is a predicted model, not a curated record. NCBI's taxonomy places the organism in Eukaryota, Metazoa, Arthropoda, Insecta, Coleoptera, Cerambycidae. Gene Ontology annotation, molecular function: protein binding.
UGAGGGUAGCAUUCGCGGUGCACCAUGUCGGGGAACAUCGUCGCGGAGUGGUUGCGCUCCCUUCGGCUCGGCCAGUACGCCGAGAGCUUCAUCGACAACGGCUACGACGACCUGGAGAUCUGCAAGCAGGUGGGCGACCCGGACCUCGACGCCAUCGGCGUCUUCAACCCCGCGCACCGCGCCAGGCUGCUGCAGUCGGUGCGGACGCUCCGCGAGGAAGGCGCCGCGUCGGUGUACUUCACCCUGGAGGAGGCGCCCGCCGUAGCUGCCGUCAACGACGAGUGUUUCUGUGACGAUGUGAGUGUGAAGUCUUCGAGGACCUCUUCGGGGAGGUCGGAGAAGGAAGUGUCGAGGGUGACGGCUUCGCCGGCGGCGUCGUCGUCGGCGGAGAGCGGCCAGGAAGUGGCCAAGUACUUGGAUGAGUACGAGGAGGGCAAGGCGGAGCUGGUGAAGAUCCCCAGGGUGCAGCUGAAGAUGUUGCUGAGGGAGAAGCUGGCCAAGGACGGGAUCAGGCUGAGCUGCCAACCGUACUCGACUUCGGACGGUGAAAGGGGGUACCUAGAGGGCCUGGCCUCGCGCUACGCGGAUCUCUUCAGCACCCACUACGGCGACGUCCUGAGCCACCUGGAGGACCUGCGACGGCUGGAGUGGGAGACAUCGCCGAAGGAGCGUACGGCGGUUACACCGGGCACUCCACCUGCAAGGUACAGUCCCGGAGGUGGUACACCGGUGUCAACGGGGCACGGUCUCACCAGCUCGCAAUCCCAGCCAAUAUAUGUGCCCGGGAAGUAUUCCCCGUCGAGCUGUUUGAGCGGCAAAGAGGAAGAUGAGAUAUAUGGCUUCGGGUACGGCGUGUUCUCGGCCCAGAUCGCCAGGCAGCAGCAACAGAGGUUAAUGGGGCAGAUCCCCACCAGCCACCAGCCGCUCCUCCUCCACCAGCAGCACAACUACCAGACAUGCCUAAGUCCUAGAUCGGCCUACUUUUACGAAUUCCCCCCAAAUGAACAAAACUACUGCAACACCAAGAAGCGGACGACGUUCUCGAGAUUCUUGCGCGGCCUUAAGACAUCCCACAGGAAAGAGAAGCACGGGACCAGCUCACCGAGGCACGGGAGGGCCGCCGCCAGGGGCGUACCGCAAAGGGUCGACACGCCAGACAGCGUCCUCCAGAGCGGUCUGGGUCUGACAGAUCUGGGCCAGCACGCCGUCCUGCGCUCCAUGGUGGACCCCCGUGACUACGACAGGCUGAGGCACCUGCAGAUGAACGGAGGCACGCCGAACACCUUCGAAGAGACAAUCUAUAAGCUGAAACUGCAAGAGGCUUUAAGGAAGAGGGAAAAAUUCACGAAGGAGCACGAGGAGAUUUUAAGAGACAUAAAACAGGGUUUAUUGCAAUUAGGAAAAGAAGGCAUUCGAGGACCUUUAUCUGGAGACGACACCUACAUGUACGACGAGGACGCCCGGAUGCUAGCCCCCGGCACCCACUCACUGGGCCACUGGUACGACGAACCCCCCUACGAGAGCGACCCCGAGGAUUUCCUGAUGGGCGGCAGCCCGGGACCCACUGCCACCAUACAGAACGGCAGGGUCUGUUUCACCCUCAACCUGAGGCAGGAACCCCGAGGCGAGGGGAUCAUCAGCCUGAGGAGCGCGGGGGACAUAUCUCUGCCGAGGGAGAUCACCCCUUCCGGGAUAACGCCCAGGGGGACGCCCAGGAGGGGGCUGAUCCUGCCCCCGCAAGCCGGGUAUCCCCCGGCCAUCAUCCCCCUUAGGUCUUCGAGGGACAGGGAAAGCGGGGAUUACGCGGGUUCCGACGUCCAGAGCGUAAGCUCCAGACUGUCGACGCUGUCCGUGGACACGAGCCGUUCCGAGCAGCAGGAACUGGGCCAGAUAAUCUCGCCGCAGUAUUACACGCAACUGGAGAGCAAGAUCAGGCAUUUCAGGAAAUCGGCAGGGUACCCCCGAAGCGAGGACGGGCUGUCGCCCAGUCAGAGCUCCGACUACGAGGAUCAGGAGGAUUUCGCCAACUGCACCCAGCAGGUGGCGACUGUGCACGUGUCGAGUGACGGCAGAUCAGCGGGCGUGUCCGGAAUAGUGGGCAAAGUGAGGGGGAUCAGAGAGGACGUCCAGAGGAAAAUUUCCAGGUUAAAAAAUGAUGCUGCCGAGCAACGGGCCGCGGAACAGGCGUUCCCCUGCUCCGCCAGCUCCGUGGAGAGCCUGCCCAGCGGAUCUGGAUCCAGUACCCAGGCUUUGGUACGUGCGGGCAGCAACCACAGCUCCAUAUCGACUGAAGAGCCAGACCCGAGCCCUACGGACCAAAUAGUGGGAAGGGCCAGAGCGUUAGUGGACCAUACUCCGAGUCCUUACGACAAGGAAGCAUUAAAAUUUAAGGCUGGUGAUAUAAUAGAUAUAGUUUCAAUGAGCGCUAGUGGCCAAUGGAGGGGGAUCUGUAGGGGGAGGAAAGGCACGUUCAAGUUCAUCAACGUGGAACUGCUGUCGGAAAGGUCGGUGAAGAUGAAGCGAGAGAUCAAGUGGCACAGGAACAUCAAGGGGAAGCCCGCCUCGGUGGAGGAACUGCUGCAGAAGAUCAACCUGCAGGAGUAUAUUUCCGUGUUCGUCCUGAACGGGUACGAGGAUCUGGAAUUGUUCAAGGAGAUCGAACCUUCGGAUUUGGAUUAUUUGGGGAUCGUCAAUGCCGACCAUCGGGCGAAGAUCCUGACUGCGGUGCAGCUCCUUCACGACUUGGACUGUAA